AUGGAUGUGAUCAGGAAAACAGGAAGUCUCCCGGGGACGAGCGUUUCUCAGAGCGGCAGCAGGAUCGCAGCUCGACUCUCCUCGUCGCCUCAAGUCCUUCAUGGAGCUCAGAGCAGCGGCGUCCAGCUGACCCAGCUCAGCACAGGACAGACUCUCUACAGACUCGAGGUCGACUCGACAGAACCUCUGAGCUCCUUAAAGUUUGUGAGUGAGACGGCGUUCCUCGCCAGCUGCUGUGACGGCACCGUUUACCUCGCAGAUAUUCGGACAUCCGCUCCGCCUCAGGCCUCACCUUCACCGGGGGAAUGCGCCCUCUGGUGGACAGACGCCUCUGCAGCGCCGCAGUGUAGGGUCAUCAGGCUCUCCUCCUCGGGUCAGGCCGUCGUUUCAGACCUCAGGAAUAUGGGAGGAGCCGUGUAUCGGGCUCAGCUGGACGUCCAGACGUCGCCAAGGCAACCGGAGGAUGUCACAGUGGCGUGGGCUCCAGCGUUGGACGGCUGCUUCUCAGUGUCAGGACUCAGUGGACUCGUUCAGAUUUACGACACCGCCGGAUGGAGGGCGGAGCUGCAGGACGCCUCGCCGCUGUUCCAGCACGCCGGCCAUUCAGUUUCCUCGCAGCACGGCGAUGGCUCCGCCCCCAUCUUCAUCACCACCCAUGUCUGGCAUCCUGAGCGGCCGAGGACGCUGCUGUCUGCAGCUUCAGACGGGUCCGUCCACGUUUGGGACUGGGUGGAUCCACAAACAAACUGACCUUCCAGGAAGUACAGAUCCCUGAUCUGAAGGAAUGUCAUUCAGAUCUGGGAUGAGGAAUGAAUGCUGGGUUAAUGUUUGAUGCAGAACACACUGUGUGGAUUUCAGUCCAACCUAUUUCCUCUGUGUGAUGAGAUGAGUUCAUAUUAAUGGAAAAUGCGAUCAGUGCUGCUUUUGUAAAUUAAAGAUAGAUUGAAACGACA
Gambusia affinis (western mosquitofish) is the source of this 953-nucleotide messenger RNA. RefSeq names its product WD repeat domain 73 (gene wdr73). Bases 1 to 750 code for a protein of 249 amino acids. Gene Ontology annotation, cellular component: cytosol; spindle pole. The transcript is spliced from 4 exons. NCBI's taxonomy places the organism in Eukaryota, Metazoa, Chordata, Actinopteri, Cyprinodontiformes, Poeciliidae. Gene Ontology annotation, molecular function: protein binding. The record is from RefSeq and is a predicted model, not a curated record. Gene Ontology annotation, biological process: cytoplasmic microtubule organization.